GAGAGGCUUUGGGGCCGGGGCGGAAAGAAGGGCGGCCCGCCAGGGGGUCCGUGGACUCGCUUUGGCCUCCUCCGAGCCGGGCCGGCGAUGGCCGCAGCUGUGAGGCGAGGUCGGGUCCCGUAGCGGCGCGCAACGUCCUCGGGGGACUCGGGGUCCUGGUUGGUUUCCACAGCUCUUCCUGAGGCCGAAGAACAGAAGGAAGGUGAUGUGAUGUGAUGAUAGAAUUUGUGAUAGCCAGGCAACAACUUUUCCUGAUUCGGCAUGUUAAAAAAUAAGGGUCACUCAUCUAAGAAAGAUAACUUGGCAGUCAAUGCAGUUGCUUUACAAGAUCACAUUUUAUGUGAUCUUCAACUUCGAAAUCUUUCAGUUGCAGAUCAUUCUAAGACACAAGUACAAAAGAAAGAGAACAAAUCUCUAAAAAGAGAUACAAAGGCAAUAAUAGAUACUGGACUUAAAAAAACUAUGCAGUGCCCCAAACUAGAAGAUUCAGAAAAAGAAUAUGUUCUUGAUCCCAAACCGCCACCAUUGACUUUGGCACAGAAGUUGGGCCUCAUUGGGCCUCCACCACCUCCUCUGUCAUCUGAUGAAUGGGAGAAGGUGAAACAGCGCUCCCUCCUGCAAGGGGACUCGGUGCAGCCGUGCCCCAUCUGUAAAGAAGAAUUCGAGCUUCGACCUCAGGUGCUGCUUUCAUGCUCCCAUGUGUUCCACAGAGCAUGUCUUCAGGCUUUUGAAAAGUUCACAAACAAGAAAACGUGUCCUCUCUGUAGAAAGAACCAGUAUCAAACCCGAGUGAUACACGAUGGGGCUCGCCUGUUCAGGAUAAAGUGUGUGACCAGAAUCCAAGCCUACUGGAGAGGCUACGUUGUCAGAAAGUGGUUCAGAAACCUGAGGGAAACAGUACCUCCCACAGACGCCAAGUUAAGAAAAAAAUUCUUUGAAAAAAAGUUCUUCAGAACUAAAACUGUACUAAAUAAAGACCAGCUUCAGGGCUCUUCAGUCUUCUGGACUCUGCUGAACUACUAGAGAAACUUGGGGCUUCAACGAAGUCAGUGCCAGCUUUUUACACUCAUCCCACCAAGUGAGAGGAAAAAACAAAACACCACGUACCAUCAGAAUCAUUUCAGAAAAGAAAGAUCAUUUGAACACCAGAAAAGAAAAAAAUACCUGACCGCACACUAAAGGAUAUUCCUUUCACACUGCAGACAUUUGGCCUUAUAAAUGUUUCACUCCCUUGAAUUUAUUCUUUCUUGGCUGGCAGAUAUGUGAAAACUUGUUUGCUAUACUUGGGAACCAUUGGUUUCGAUUGAAGAUAAGUUGCCUUUAGGGAAAGAGAAGUCUAAUCAAUAGAGAGAAGGGCAAGGAGGGAUAAUAGUUUGAUAUUUUUAGACAUAGCUGAUUAGGAAGUGUUUGUUUUCCUUAUAUGUUUUAGGAUCUCACCAAGAGGGAUAUGUUUUUAAUACUCAGGAUGAGAUUAGCCCAAAGCCAUUCUGUUUUUAUAAAUUAAUCUAUUUUGCUUGUCGAACUUUGCUCCUACAUUUUUACUCCUCUACUACAGAGAGAGGUAGUGAAGUGUUUUCUUCAGUUUUCAUGCACCUUUUGGGUGUUGACGAGUGAAACACAGGGACCCUCUUUCUGUAAGAGGAACGCUUGCAUACACUGCAGGUUUCUUUUCACAGCUCUAGGAUGUCAUUGACACAUUCCUAACAAAACCCAGCCACAGCAGUGAUGUUGUGCUACAAUGCAGGUCCUUUCAGCUAUGUUGAAGUCUUGUGGUAAGAACUGAAAAGUGUCAGAGAAUAAAAAUUCACUCAGAAAUGCCUUUGUCAGAGAGGGUGUUUGAGUUGUCUGGGGAUGAUACAGUAGUCCUCGUACACUUAUUCAUUCAGGUUUUGAGGAACGCAGAUCAAAGAGGCCUGGAAAGGUCACUCGAGCUGUUCUGCUAAUACCUAGCACCGUGUGUACAGAAAGUCCACAGUGUUGCCCAGAAUGCAGCGGCCGGGCCUGACUGCCUUUGAUCCUUAUCUGGAAACUCUGCUAGCGUAUGUCAUACGAUUGAGGCAGGGGCUUUUAUUGCUGCAAUUAAAACUCUCAAGUGCAUUAUAUUAUCUCCACCCCAGCUAAAAGUCCCGGACAUUGUUUAGAAAGUGGGCUGAGUGAUUUGUCAGAUGCUGGGGCAGCUUUAGGGGCUGCUGGCUCCCACACCCUCCAGCACAAGAUUUCUCUGACUUUUUUCAUUUACAUCUCACCAAACAGCAUAAUGGUCUUAAAGUUUGCUUAGUCCUUUGACUUCCUUUAUCACAUAGAGAUGGCAAACAUUCUGUUGCUAACUUGAAGUGGCUCCAAGCAGCAGGACUGGAAGGAUAUUAAACCAGUAAAAGCUUAUCAACUGAUUCAUUGAUAUGCUGUAAAUUCCAGGCUUUUCAUUUUGCUUUUGAGGGCGGCCGUAAGUCAACACAUUAGUAAGCAAUUUGCUGACAUCAAGAUGGAUCACUUAAAAAGCCCUCCUGGGUAGACAGAGUUCACCUGGGUGCUUUUGUUAGUAUAUUUUUAAAAAAUGUUUAGCCAGCUUGUUACUUGUAAAUGACCAGUAGUUGUUUUACAUAUCAAUAACUCAAACUCUUACUUAGUUUAUCAAGUAUCUGAAAUGUGAGGCUUAAAAGGAAAAAUACAUUAAGACAUUCAUUCUUUGUAAAAUUGAAAAUGUUCAGGUAUUUUGUCUGUUUCUGUAGAAUUCAUAAUAUCAACCAUUUGUUUAAAAACUAGAAAUCAGUUGUCAUUUGUUUUUGACAGUUCUUGCCCUUUCAGUUACUAAGGUCAUCUAACCCACAUGAAAAGUGAGGGAGUAAAUAAAGGAAUAAAGAACGUUGCACACAGAA
Chlorocebus sabaeus (green monkey) is the source of this 2876-nucleotide messenger RNA. RefSeq names its product ring finger protein 32 (gene RNF32). Gene Ontology annotation, molecular function: protein binding. The record is from RefSeq and is a predicted model, not a curated record. NCBI's taxonomy places the organism in Eukaryota, Metazoa, Chordata, Mammalia, Primates, Cercopithecidae.